GUGGCCCUCUAGGCUUCCCCAUUCAUUGAGCAACCUACACCGUACAUACAUACACCUAUACGGCAAUACCAACCUACUGCUUUAACUCCCAGUCCACUCCAUCACCACCCUAUCCCGGUUCCUAAUUAAAAUUACAAAACGAAGCGAAAAAAAGACCUCCACCGCAAGUGAGACAAAGCCCAGGAGAAGAAAAAAGGGAAGAAUGGCGCAAUCAACGGCCCACCGCCGCCUCCUCCAAGAAUACCGCGCCCUCACCAACAACCCCCCCGAGGGUAUCACGGCCGGCCCCGUCUCCGAGGACGACCUCCUGCACUGGGAGGCGCUGAUCCAGGGGCCCGAGGGCACCCCCUUUGAGGGCGGCGUCUUCCCCGCCGAGCUGCGCUUUCCCAAGGACUACCCCCUCGCGCCGCCGACAAUGAAGUUCCUCGGCGAGAUCUGGCAUCCGAAUGUGUAUCCGAGCGGACUGGUCUGCAUCUCGAUCCUGCACCCGCCCGGCGACGACCCGAACCACUACGAGCACGCGUCGGAGCGGUGGUCGCCCAUCCAGAGCGUCGAGAAGAUCCUCAUCUCGGUCAUGAGCAUGCUGGCCGAGCCCAAUGACGAGAGCCCCGCCAACGUGGAGGCGGCCAAGAUGUGGCGCGAGAACAGGGCCGAGUACGAGAAGAAGGUGCGCGAGGGGGUAAGACGCAUGUUGGGUCUGUGAGAGGAGGGGGGGGAGGGAGGAUGUGUGUUUUGGGAAGAGGGCAGAGGGAGGGCGGCAUGGCGCUUGUGUGUGGUAUUUGGUUAUCGGGUCCUCUCAUCAUCUUU
Thermothelomyces thermophilus ATCC 42464 is the source of this 807-nucleotide messenger RNA. RefSeq lists its product as uncharacterized. Gene Ontology annotation, cellular component: endoplasmic reticulum; cytosol. The coding region runs from base 203 to 703 and encodes 166 amino acids. The transcript is spliced from 2 exons. The record is from RefSeq and is a predicted model, not a curated record. NCBI's taxonomy places the organism in Eukaryota, Fungi, Ascomycota, Sordariomycetes, Sordariales, Chaetomiaceae.